ACUGUUUCACUGGAAUUUUCUUGUUUCUAGAGCUGCUUCAGUCUGGAUUUCCGAAUUUGAAAAGAAAGGACGCUCAAGAACCCGUCGCGAGUCGGGGGGCGGUGGCAAGGACAUAAUGUGGAAAGCGCAGGCGGUAUCAAAGUGAAAAAAGCCCCCACCCCAUAUCGAAAACGAAAUUUGUGAUGCUGUAUUUGAGUACACAAAUGUAAUGCUAGAAGGCCAAGAGACGCAGCUUUGGCCUCGUUUGCAGGCAAUUUGUCAUGCUGUUUCCCACUUCGAGCUGCCCCCUGUCAUGCUGAAGAUGCACGGCCUUCCCACGCCAACCAGUACUACAGUCCGCAUCUUUUCCCUUCUAGCAUGACAAAGCUGAUUUGUGGCCACAAAUCUGCAUCAUUUUGGCUUUGUUUUUCCUCCGUUGCUGUCGUUUGGUCCCCAGGGCUGCUUCGGACAGAGCCCCCUGGGUUACCUCGGUCGAGUGGUCGUGCGGUUCGGUUCUCCUAUGCCCAUGCCUACCGUGUACUUGCCGCUGGGUACUGGUAGAGCGUCUCUUUCGUCAGCCUGUUUCGCUUCGGCGAUACGACAUGGCGAUUGUUUGGGGAGGUUCCUUACGGUCCCCUCAGGGCAUUGCCUCGUCGCUGACCUAUGGAAACGGGCGGUCAGGUCAGCUUCGGGAAGGGUAUCCGGAGUUGAGUUAGCUUCGGCUUUCUCUUGUGUAUUCGAGGGCAGUGGUUGGCGGAGGUAGUUGGGAUGUUCCUAAACAGUCAUCCCAGAACAUUUGUGUUCCUUUCUGACUUCCUCAUUUCCUGUGCAGUAUUUUACUGCAUAUACAGGCGCCACCCUCGUUUAUCACCUCCAGGGCUACGUGCGACCCCUCCGACGCUGCGUGUGGAAGGAGGAAGUUCGGCGUGUUGGGGGUGAGGGACCCCCAACGAGGCCUGCGGAUAUCGGGAGGAAAACAGGCACAAAUCUGCAUCACAAAUUUCUAGUUUGAGUAUGGGGAGGGGGGAUUUUUCCUUUUGAUAGGCGGCCUGGCGCGCGCUGCGCACGCCUGCGCCACGACUGAUGCUCGAGGAUAGCAUAUCCUCAGUAAAAAUGUGCCCAACCCCUGAUCAAGACGGGAAAUCUGCUAGACAAAUCCAGAAGUUUUGGUACUGACACAUGAGAACUUUGGAUAUGCAGUUUGGAUGUGCUUGGCUAGUCAAGUCACUCUCUUCUCGUCAAUAGUUCAUACUAGGGUUGCAGCUCCGACCGCGGCUAGAAAAGGCACGCCCUCCAUUCGGAACCGCAGAGGACAUGAUAUUCUGGGCCUGCGUAUCAUGCAUGACAAUUCUCCCUGGGCGGGUCAAAACGUUUUUACACGGGACAUAGCACCAAAGCUGGCAAGUUGUUUCCCGUCGUGCCCGCAGAGUUGCUGUGGAAAUUUUCGCCGAAAUGGAGCACUGAGGAUAAGGUACAGCAGGCACGACUUGACAAGUGCUAGGUCGUUUAAAAUUUUCAUCUCUACAUACUUACACCUAGUGAGAUCUCCUUCAGACUGACCAGCAGACAGUGUCCUCCAUGGUAAUAUUUCGGCAUGAAAUAAUUAUGCUAGCAUGCAAUGAAAAUAACUACAGUGGCUCUUUUUGUGGACAUCUACGAAGCACGCGUGCAUCGCCGCCGGGGUCCUGUUCUGGUACGGUCAUCAGCCUAUCGCAUAGAAAAGUACACCCUGACCGAAAGAGAAAACAUUUGCGAAGGCAAGAAAAAUGCGGGCUUCGUCUGUUCAGCAUCACAGAUCCUCUUGAUGCUUCUCUAAUCUUCCCUUUCCCGCUUUACAAUAGCCAUUCUGCGUGAGAGUUUUUCCUGCCUCUUGCGGAACGCAAUUGCAAAAAGUUUUUUGUGCCACAAAAGGAGCAAAAAUGCAUAGUCUGAUUUUAUUCUGAAUCUGGUAUGGGUCGACUUUGGCUUUUCUCCUGGAUACAGCCCUUCGGAGGCGCAAACUACCACGACCUGUACAAGACACCGCUCUACCGCGCCUACAUUGCCAAGCUGCAGCGCUCAGGUAUGUUUAUCUACUUUUGUUUGAUCGUUUGCAUUUUCAUGGAUUCGAGUCUAUCGUCCUCGUCCAGAACAGCACGGACUGGACCCGGAGAUCGGAGGAAUCUACGUAUAUUUUUGCUACGACAAAAAUACUUAGGUGAACUAGCGGAAAAUCGGCGGUUGAAACGCACAUCCUUCUACUUAUGGGAGUAUAGAAAUCAGGUUGGAAAUUUACAAAUUGGAACUAUAUUGCCAUGCAUAAAAUCGAUGCGAAUUUCGCACACCAUUUCCAAGCAGCGCAUGGCGCGUCUCGUCUCAAGAUGCCAUGUUGUUUUGCACAAAAAGAUUGGCGGCCCCGCCACGCUCUUCAAGAAGCUUUCGAUGGCCUUUGUCAGGCUUACAGUCGGCCACUUUAUAUAUUUGCGUUCCUGCAAAGAAGUAUUGAACUUGUGGCUAGCAUUUUACGCAACGCAAGGAGUUGUUUAAUCAUCCGGUUUGUCCAUUUCCAAGUUGACACUCCCAUACUUCCUUCCGGGUGAAGACGUGGAGGAAUCCGACGCCAUUCCAGAUUACAAGAAGUGGGACAAUUUCCGUCAGAAAUCGAUGAUGCGUUACUAG
This is a messenger RNA of Amoebophrya sp. A120, 2637 nucleotides long. The record is from the annotation of a GenBank genome assembly. Lineage: Eukaryota; Dinophyceae; Syndiniales; Amoebophryaceae.